Messenger RNA from Mobula hypostoma (lesser devil ray), 4656 nucleotides. RefSeq names its product nucleolar protein 9 (gene nol9). Gene Ontology annotation, molecular function: polynucleotide 5'-hydroxyl-kinase activity. The transcript is spliced from 13 exons. Gene Ontology annotation, biological process: cleavage in ITS2 between 5.8S rRNA and LSU-rRNA of tricistronic rRNA transcript (SSU-rRNA, 5.8S rRNA, LSU-rRNA). Lineage: Eukaryota; Metazoa; Chordata; Chondrichthyes; Myliobatiformes; Myliobatidae. Bases 1145 to 3424 code for a protein of 759 amino acids. The record is from RefSeq and is a predicted model, not a curated record. Gene Ontology annotation, cellular component: nucleus.
UCUUGUUAAAGGCGGGGAAGCGAGAAUGGAGAUAAGUGGACGGAAAUGAAGACGGGGAGGCGCAAUGAAAAGGAGAUAAUUCGUUAGCCUCGUUAGCGACAGUGGCGUAAAAAGAGUAGAGAAAGUAACGUGGGUCGUUAUCGACUGGAGUCAUAAAGUGGGGAGGGGUAAAUAGACAAAAAGAGUGAGGUUUGGCGAGGGCUGCAGUUUAGAAGAGGAAGAAGGGCAACGUUAGGGAUAGUUUAACGUUUUUGCCCGUUGUUUUGUCUCUGCCAUGUAUUCAGCUUGUCUGUAAUUCCUUGAUAUCUUUUUGCAACCUCCUCUCUGCUCACAGUCGUACAGUUUUUAGUAUUACCAGCUCAAAUGGAAAAAUGACAUUAGUUCUCUUCUCAGCUGGAUCAUUGUAUAAAUUAUGAAUAGCUUCUGUCCAAAACACCAGCCCCAACAGUAUUGUUUAGUCACAGCAUGUCAACUUGAGAAAGAUUCAUAUGAUCCAUUCUUGCUUUCUGCCCAAUAAUCAAUUCUCAGUGUGUGUCAGUAUAUGGCAUCCGAUACUGUGCGUUUUACAACUUUGUUAGCCACCCUGCUAUGUGGGACUUUUAUGAAAAGUUAAAUGAAAAUCCGUUGCUUAUCACGUGCCCAAGUCAGAGAAAUGUACACAGCUAGGUAGUUAUUUGUUUGGGGAUGAUGGAAUGGUAGUUAUGUUGAAGGUGCUGACAAACUAGAUCAAUUCACAUUGAGAUCAAGAAAAUGAUGUGAGGAUUAACAGUGUGAUGUGAUUGUAUGUAAUGUGAGAAUAGGUAUGCUUAAAGCAACAUGGCUUGCUCAGAAUAUUUUUCGGUUACUAUAAGCUCUGAUGAUUGUGACAUGAGCAGUAAAUAAUUGAAAUUUAUUGCAACAUGCAUUAUAGUGAGCAAUCGGUGUUGCUGGAUAUGUUUCAUGCAUUAAAUAAUUAUCAAGGCAUAUGGGGUUAGCAACAAAUAAUUAUCAAGGUGUAUGGAGUUAGUAACAAUUAUAAGGAACUUUUAAUUAUAGGCAGUUUAUGGGCUGUGUGCUCACACAAUGCCAUUAUCCUGACAGGGUUAUCGUGAAACACAAGGAUUUUAUGAAACGUGCUGCUGGGUCGUCCUGAGACUAACAGAAAAUGAGAGUCAGUAGUCCAGGGCGGAUGAGUCUGAACCAGGCUGUUCCCACAGCAACUCGGCGCCGCAGAUGGAAGCGCAAGACCAUGUUGGUGCUGACUGAUGUUUCAGGGGCCAAGCAGCUGAGUGUGCUUACACGCCGGUGCUGCUUACUUGCACCUUAUCGCCGUAGGCCGAAGCGACCUCGCCACAGACCCAGCACAAUCAAUGCUGUUGAAUGGGAAAGUGCAGAAGAAAAGCUUGAUGAUGAUGAUGAAGAUCAGAGAUCAAAUACUGAUCAGCAGCAUGAGGAAGGCGAGGAAGAAGACAACAGUGGACCGCCACCUCAGAGCUUAGACAGAAAGGUCAAUGGUUCACUUCACAAAAGCAGGACUUCAGUAGCGCAGACCAAUGGAACUGAGGAGACAGAGGAAGGCACAGAGCAGUGUGUGAAUGCAGGCUUGUUUACGGUUAAUGGUGUGCUCAGUGGUGAACCAUAUGAAGAUUUUGUUGAUGGUGGCACUGCAUCCUCUGAAGUCAUCGCAAGAUUAUGUUUCACUGCAGUGAACAUUGGGAAUGAGCAGAGUAUCGUCCUCAUGUCACCAUCACAGCGAUUGACCUUUCGAGGAAGGUGUCAAAUGAAAUGCCUUUAUGGGAACGUCCAGGUAUUCGGAUUUACAGUUGGACAGGAGCAGCCCCCAUACCAUCUGUACUCCUUACCAACACAUGUUGCCCUGACCAUUGAGGCUCUGCCUCAUUGCAAACCAGGCCGGACGAAGCGUGAUAUGAAAAUGGAAGUAAAAGCAGUUCUACGACAACAUGUACCAUCAGCUUCAAGACACAUUUUGAUGAAGGAAGUGACUUCUUCUUGCUCAGUCCUGCUGUUAGAGCGUCUUGACACCCCAGAAACACUCUUUUUGUCCAGCUUCCCAGAGUACAAAGAAAUAUUUACAUCGCAUUCGAAAAGGAUGAUUUCUGGGAAACUUGCAUUUCAUGAAUGCGCAGCUUUGUCCUCUAUUGGUGUGGCUGUUCUCCCUGAUGAUCAGGGGGUGACUACGUCAGAAAGUUGGAUGACCACUAUCCAGGAACUUGUAAAGACGUGUCUGGAAGAUGACAAUGGCUGUCCUGUCAUCUUGACAUGUGGAGGGAAGAACGUAGGGAAGUCGACAUUCAACAGACAUCUCAUGAAUUCACUUCUGAACCACAUUCCAUGUGUAGAGUUUCUGGAACUUGACAUAGGUCAGACAGAAUUUAGUCCCCCUGGUUGCAUGGCGUUACAUUUGGUGACCAGGCCUGUUUUCAGUCCACCUUACAUGCACCAGUGUGAACCCCGUAAAAUGGUAUAUUAUGGUAAUGUACUCUGUGACCAGGACCCAGAUCGAUAUAUGGAAGUUGUGAGGUAUCUCUAUGCAGAGUACAAGAAAGAAACUCCACUGAUCAUAAACACCAUGGGCUGGAUCAAAGGAUUAGGGUUGUCUGUUUUGGUCGAUCUGAUUCGGCUCUUGGCCCCAACACAUGUAGUGCAGCUUGUCAACACUAGGGGAAGCCAGGACUCUGUGCUUCUUACAUCGGAAUUUGUGCAGACAGCAACUGGGUGGCAAACCAAGGGGAAGCACCAAAUCCAGCAAAAGCCUGUUGACCUCAGGACAUCCCCAAGUUCAUUGGAUGAGGAAAUGCAAAUGCAUGUGGGACUCCAGGGGCACAAAUUGAUGUACAUUCAUUCUGAGUUUCCUGGAGUGGAAGAUGGGAGCUGUUUAAAAUACCGCAGCAACGUGCUGAGAGAUUUGGCUCUUCUGGGCUCUUUCAGCCACCUGCAGCCUUUGGACAUCGGCCACCCCUUGUCCUUGCAUCGUAUGCUGCCGUAUCAGGUGCCAUUUAAUGCUGUUGCGCUCCAUGUAUUACAUUGUGAUGUGACUCCCACCCAUAUCUUAUAUGCAGCCAAUGCCAGUGUGGUGGGCCUGUGCAGAAUAUCAGGUGGUGUCAACUCCCACGCAGAUGGACCUGUGCUACUCUCGCAGGCUCCAGUAUGUGAUUGUUUUGGUGUUGGAAUCAUACGUGGCAUUAACUUGGAAAAGAGAUUGUAUUACAUACUGACGUCAGUUCCCGUGGCAAAGCUGAAGCAGGUGAAUUGUUUGCUUGUGGGGGCAGUCACCAUCCCCCAUACUGUCUUCAGAAACCAGCCUGGCGUGACGGGAGAGGUGCCAUAUUUGACAUCUGACUAUUCUUUCGCUAUUUCUGGAGCUGGAAAGAUUAAAGCUUGUCCUCCUUUGAGGAGGCGUGAGCAUCCUAAAGCUGUGUCUUAAUGGAGGAGAAUGCCUAUGUAUGUUUAAAUAAUGAGGAGGGUGGAAAUGUACUGCGGUUUAAUAGGCGUUGUGCCUUAGUUUGGGGAUGGGUUUAGUACAAGGGGCACAGAGUGGUGGAUAGAAGAGCCUGCAGACCCUUUACAAAAUCAGUUUUGGGCUACAUCCUGUUUAUUCUUCCUUUUCUCACUCCUACUUCCAGUCUGUCAGGAUGUAGUUUGUUCCAGAAUUGAAUCGGAGUUCUUUAAAAUUUGAGACCAAGCAUUUGUUUUAAUAAAGGGUCACUCGGUACUGUAACUUCUGUUCUGGUUUUGUUUUCGCAAAUGUGCAGAUGUUGAUUGUUACAUUUCUUAAGGGAACAUUCAAAAAUGCUUUGGCACUACUUGAAACAAAGCUGGAUCCUGCUGCCUACCCUCCCCCUUGCCCAUUGUUCUGGCCAGAUUUUAUCAUUGAGAUAACACCUAAGAACCUCAGUUUAUCUGAUUAUUAUUACAUUGCUGUAUGCAGACAGCUUUGUAUAAAUUAAAUUUGUAUUUCCCACUAAAGUGAUUAACCUUUAAAAGUACCUAAAAGAGGAUAAAGUACUUCUGGGAAAUUGAUGUAUUAAUGCUUGUUUUUAUUCACUAAUUAUAUUCUGUUCUCUUGUAUGAAUCUUACUUAGCCAGAAUGACAAGUGCCAAUCUUUGGAUUGCAUUAAUUUCGACCUGUAUCUGCUUGGGCCAAGAUUAUUCUUUGUUGCAGUCAUGGAUGUAAGCACAAGGAGAUGCUUUUACACCAUACUAAUUGUUAAAUCCAAUAUGACCAAAACAUGAGAAGUUAGUACAUUGUAACAAAAACUUGUUAAAUAAAUGUGAUUUUUUUUCAUCUGGCUGCUCAAUCUUUGUCCGUAGACAUAAUUGAUGUUAGAUCUGGUUUCCAUUGAUUUUUAUUAACUGAAGAUAUUAAGUGAUAUAGUGAAAAAAUAUUGGAGUUAAGAUGUAGGCCUGUCAUGAUUUAAUUAAACAACAGAGCAGGUUUGAGGGGUGAAUAGCCUGGGAGGGAGGUAAAAUGUUCCAUAAUUCCUGCAAGAAAGAAUCCCUCUGUGAAUAAUAGGUGAGGACGGAAUUGAGUAUGUCUGUAAUAUGCUCUUACAUGCUGUUAGCACUUACUGUGUAUGAUGGCACAGAUUAAAUGGCCCUGUUGAUGGGUGUUUGGUUUUCUCCCAGUAUCAGAGAGCAGUGAAAUAAAUUUACAUU